Molecule: messenger RNA, 2318 nt
Organism: Dreissena polymorpha
Lineage: Eukaryota; Metazoa; Mollusca; Bivalvia; Myida; Dreissenidae
Product: thymidine kinase 2, mitochondrial-like
Exons: 10
Coding region: 23-913 (296 amino acids)
Cellular component (GO): mitochondrion; cytoplasm
Molecular function (GO): deoxynucleoside kinase activity
Source: RefSeq, a predicted model, not a curated record
UUUUGUUCAUCGUUUACUGAAGAUGGCGCUUCUGUUUCGCUCAGCCAAUCAAUAUGCGCGCCUCGCUGAAUACUGUUUGGCGGACUUUUUGAUAUCUUUUGGUGGGAAUACAGAAAGCGCCAUUAGAGACGCCUCAAAGAGACGGAAAAAAAUUUUCUGCAGAAGGGCUUUCUCUAUAGAAUAUUCAACGAUGUUGGGUACAAAUCAACUAAGGCAGCUCUCCUCUAAAGUCUUAAAUGAGGACAACAUUCAACUUCCACUCAAGCCUGGACGAAAAUACACAGUAUCAAUUGAGGGAAAUAUUGGAUGCGGAAAAACAACUUUGUUGGAAUAUUUCAAGUCCUCUAAAGUUGUUGAAGCAAUAAAGGAGCCUGUGAGUCAGUGGACCAAUGUUCAGGGACACAAUGCUCUGCAACUGCUUUAUGACGACCCGUCUCGCUGGAGUUUCUCGUUCAAUAUCUACGCCCAGUUGACAAGAGUACAGAUGCACACUAAACCACACAAUAAACAAGUAAAAAUGUUGGAGCGGUCUUUAUACAGCACAAGGCACUGCUUUGUUGAAAAUGAUUUCAGAAAUAAAACCAUAAAUGGUCUGGAGUACGCCAUACUCAACGAGUGGUUUGACUACCUCACAGAGAUGCCAGAGACUGGAAUGGAUCUUAUUGUUUACCUGCGUGCAGACCCCAAAGUGUGCUUUGAGCGAAUCAGAAAGAGGUCGAGAAAGGAAGAGGCUGGAGUGCCCUAUAAACUGAUAGAAGACCUCCACAACUUGCAUGAGGAAUGGCUCCUGAAGCAGAAAUGUGGCAAGUUACCUGCACCCGUCCUGGUGCUGGAUGCCAACAACGAAUAUCACAAGAUGACAGAAAUAUAUGAAGAAAAGAAACAUGAAAUUCUGUGCGGUGUGAAGGCAUGACCCUAGAAGGGGUUGCUGACAAACUUCUAUGGUAGCUCUGUGGUUCCUUUUAAUGCUCAGAAAUCCAGUGGUAUUACAAUAGUGAACACAAUAAUUUAUAUUAUUGUGUGCAUUUUAAUAUAGCUAAAUUUGUUUACUUAUAACUAAUGUUACGGAUUUAGGGACAAACGUUUUAGACAAAGGUGGUUCUAUAUUUGUGUUCAUGAUAUGUUUUUAAUUUUAUUUUCAGACAAUUUUAAGGCAUUGAAGUACAGAAUGUGUUCAUAAUUGUUUAUUCUGGCUAUUUUAAAUUCUUGCCAAAUUUAGAUUAAUUUCCCUGGUGCAGUUGUUUGAUUUUUUUACCAUGACAUUCUAUGAUAUUUUUACAUGAGUAUGGUCAUUUAUCUUGUAUAAGCACCAUAUUGUUCAUUAUUGGUUCCAAGUGUUUGGACAUCUUUUAUUUUUAAUUGUAGACUAUUAUAUUGAUUUAAGAGUUUAUUACCUCCAGUUUGAAGUCUGUGGUUAUGAACUGGUAAUAAUAUGCAUUUAUGCUGAAAUAUGUUUCCCAUUUAAACAAAACAUGAUGCUUAAACAUUGUUUACAUACGGCGUAUCUAUAAAUGUUUGUGUGUUUAUGUAUUUUUGUUUAAAAUAACUUCUUUGUAAGAAGAUAUUCUUGUAUCUAGACCAAGUAAUCGGUAAUUCACAGGAUAAAAAAGGUGAUAUACUGUAAUGAGCCACAUUCUGGGGAAAAUGGGCUUAAUGCAUGCGUGAAAUGGGUUUAAUGAAUGUACUUUACAUGCCGUCCAAGAUUUGCCCGUGCAGUCUGCACAGGCGCAUCAGAGACAACACUUACAACCUAGACUGGAUUUUGAAUAGAAGAGAUUUUUUGUUGUCCCCUAUUAGUCUGUGCGGACUACAUAAGCAAACCUUGGACGGCAUGUAAAGCACAUUCAUUAAGCCCAGUUUUACUAGGAGACCUGUGUACCAUUGAUGCAUACAAAUCCAAGGAAGAAUAUGCUAAAGGGUCGAUCACAUUUUAUUGAUCUCAGAACAUGUAUACAGUGUAAACAGACUAUAACGAGUAAACGUUCAAAUGUCAUUGGUACUGUAAUAAUUGAACCAUUUUACAAGAAUGAAUGUUUUGUUUGUAAAUCACGUAAGUUUAUAUUUUUAUUGCCUCAUAACAGACUUUGUGCUACAUGGUGUGUUCAUUUUAUUUUUAAUGUCUUUUAUUGAGAAUGAGACACGCAUUGUGUAUGUGUUGUGGUUUUGCUUUUAUCUUUUCUCUACUGUCUUAUUUAUAUGCAUCCAGUUGUUGGUGCCUCUUACUCCAUAUUGUGUGUGUGAAUAUUUUGUGUGUAAAGAAUAUUAGUGCAUAUAGUUUUGAUUACAAAAUAAUAUAAAAAAUAAAAUAUAUAUAAUUA